AUGCACUUGUUCCGUGUCCCCGACACUUCACCCUCCGCCGCGCCACCAUCUUCCCGCAUCCAACUCGGCUACCCGUCGCAACUCCGCCGCAACCGCGUCUCCACCGCCCCCGUCCUCGGACAGGCGCUCGCCAUCGCCGCCGUUCCCUACGGCAUGGGCAGCGCGCUCACCUCCGCAGCCGUCUACGGCGGCGGUCAGCUCACCCUCCUCGUCGGCCUGUUCGUCGUCUUGCUGCUCGCCGGGUGCGUCGCCGCGUCCCUCGCGGAGCUGGCCUCACGCUUCCCGACCUCGUCCGGCGUCUACUACUGGUCCUUUCAGCUGCUGCGGGACAAGGACGCGAGCAAGCCAGCCAGCCCUGCGGCGACGGUUACCUCGUACAUAGCAGGUUGGUUCUGGCUGGUCGGCAACUGGACGAUUACCCUCUCGGUCAACUUUGGCUGCGCAUCGCUUCUCGCAGCGACCGUGUGCCUGUACCGCCCGGACUGGGCCGCCGCGCCAGCCUGGCAGCUCCUCCUCGCCUUCUACGCGCUGUGUCUCCUCACGUUCAUCGUCUGUGCCGCUGGCGACGCCCUCCUACCAUACGUCGAUUCCGUCGCGGCCGUGUGGAACCUCGUCACCAUCCUCAUCAUCCUCAUCGUCAUCCUCGCCAUCGCCGGCACCAGAUCCGGCGGCAUACACCCCGCGCUCGGGCACUACGACCCGUCGCCGUCCGGUUGGGACCGCGGUUUCGCCUUCUUCAUCGGCCUACUACCGCCCGCGUACACCUUCUGCGCCAUCGGCAUGGUCACUUCCAUGGCCGAGGAGUGCACCGAUCCUGAGGUGCAAGUCCCGCGGGCCAUGGCGCUCUGUGUGCCUGUCGGCGGUGCCGCCGCGCUGUUCUUCGUGCUGCCGCUGUGUCUGACGCUGCCGCCGCCGGAGGACGUGCUUGCCGGCGCGGCGUUCGGUCAGGCGCUGCCGUAUGUGCUCGCGCGCGCGCUGGGCGGUGCGGCCGGCGGCGUCGCGGUCAUGGUGCCAAUUCUCAUCGUCACCGUCCUCUGCUCUGUCAGUGUCACCACGACCGCGUCACGCUGCACCUGGGCUUUUGCGCGCGACGGCGGGCUUCCGCUUAGCUGGCUGUGGGCGCGGACAACGACCGGAAGCCGCCAGCCGCGGCCGCUUCCGGCGCUCGCGCUCGUCACUAUCGUGCAGAUGCUCCUCGGGCUCGUUAAUCUCGGCAGCAGCAGCGCCUUCACGGCCUUCGUCUCGGUCGGCGUCAUCGGGCUUGCGGCGGGGUACCUGGUACCCAUCGCCGUCAGCCUCGCUACUGGUCGGCGCGCGGUGAGCGAGGCCCGGUGGCGACUACGCCCGGUGAUCGGGAUCACGGUCAACGUGGUUUCGGUGCUCUGGAUUCUCUUUGAGAUGGUGCUGUUCAGCAUGCCGCAAGCACUGCCGGCGACGCCAUCGUCGAUGAACUACGCGUCGGUCGUGUUUGUCGGUUUUGCGGUGAUGAGCGCAGCGUGGUACUUCGUCGGUGGCAGACAGAAGUUUAAAGGCCCUCCAGAGGAGAUUCGUGACGUUGGCAACAGCAUCUACUUUAUUGUCUUGUCGCGAUGCGUCCUCACCAUUGUCUGGCUCGGUGUCCAGACGACUACGGGUGGCCAGUGCACGGAGCUGCUGCUCACGGCUAUCUGGCCCAGCUUCGCCGACAUUCCAAACCAUAUACCUAAAGACGACGGCAUCACAACAGCUGGAAUGGUCACGUUUUUACUUUAUUUCUUUCUCCAGCUUCCCUUAUAUCUGAACCGAGACUUGGGCAACUACGCGACUCUCGGUCUCAACAUUGCCGACGUUUCGAGAUACGCCAACAAGCCCAGCGCGCAAAACGUCCAAGCCAUUUGCCAUCCCAUGCAUCUUCAACCUUACAAAGCAAUUGUUGGCCUGCUCGGCAUCUUUACAGCCGCAGCAGCUCAGUCGGCAUACGGUAGAGUCAUUUGGAACCCAAUCGAGAUUAUCGGCCUGUGGAUGGAGUCUGGCUCCCAUGCCGGACGCGCUGCCGCCGCCCCCGGUGCCAUUGGCCUGGUCAUUGUCACUCUCGGCAUCAACAUCUUUGCAAACUCCAUCAGCGCCGCCAACGACCUCAUGACGCUUGCGCCCAAUUGGACCUUUGUGCCCUGGAAGAUUCUCGCUUCCACGCAGACCUUUAUCGCCUUUCUCGGCGGCGAAACCAUUUUCCAAGGGCCUAUGACUUCGAUUCUGAUGACCGACUACUUCCUCGUCAAGCACAGGAACGUGUCGGUGCCCAACAUGUACGAUUUUCACGGCAUUACCGCUACUCUGCUAAGGCGGCUACAAACUGGCGUGCCCUAG
Molecule: messenger RNA, 2346 nt
Organism: Cordyceps fumosorosea ARSEF 2679
Lineage: Eukaryota; Fungi; Ascomycota; Sordariomycetes; Hypocreales; Cordycipitaceae
Product: Amino acid/polyamine transporter I
Exons: 6
Coding region: 1-2346 (781 amino acids)
Biological process (GO): transmembrane transport
Cellular component (GO): membrane
Molecular function (GO): transmembrane transporter activity
Source: RefSeq, a predicted model, not a curated record